This is a messenger RNA of Aspergillus fumigatus Af293, 1800 nucleotides long. RefSeq names its product putative HET domain protein. The transcript has 4 exons. Lineage: Eukaryota; Fungi; Ascomycota; Eurotiomycetes; Eurotiales; Aspergillaceae. The coding region runs from base 1 to 1800 and encodes 599 amino acids. The record is from RefSeq and is a predicted model, not a curated record.
AUGCCACUUUGCGAGACCUGUGACUCUCUUGACCUUGAGCAAGAUGAUCUUACGGAUUAUGGUAUCAAAUUAGGGCCGUUCAAAGACCUACUUACGCGAGCUGAAAAAGGCUGCGACGCAUGCAGAUUCUUCUGUAACGUGUUGCAGACUUCUGGUGAAUGGACGACAAGGCUUGACGAGCUUGCCGAGCGAGUGAUCUUUCUAGACAGUUCCCGCUUGGACGCAAGGGAGCCGACGAAGCUUAGUGACGGCACUUAUUCCGCAGACGACUUGUGCUUGGACCAGUGCGUUUCAGAGGAUUAUGAAGGCCCACUAGACGAGGAUGUCGAUUGUGUCCGUCGCAUCCCCAUCGACCUUAGGGACGAAAAGUGCCUUCAUCUGGUUCGAGGUUGGACUGCUGAAUGUACAGCCCGUAGCACCUGUUCCAAGACUUUGGCAGUUAAACUGCCGGAGACUAUCAUUGAGAUCCCGGCAGAUCCCGCAGUUGCCCCCAAGCUGUGUUCGUCGAAUGGUAGAUCAGGGUCAUAUGUGAUUUUAAGCUACUGCUCCGGGGAUUUCGAGCCUUCAUCUCAGCGAGAGUCAGGUAAUACCGGCUUCUCGGCUCCCUUAGAUGGGCCUUCCCUGCCGAAGACUUUGGCCGACGCGAUAGAAAUUGCACGCAAGCUAGGGUACCAGUACCUGUGGACCCGAACCCUUUGCACUUCCAGAGAGGAAUGGGGCAGCGAUCCAGCUCGAAUUGCGGCACUAUACGGACAAGCAGCUUUGAUGCUUUCAGCGGAAGCUGCGAAAGAUCCGGACUCGGGAAUCUUCCAUGACAGACGCGUAUUCUACUCUCCUGCACUAGGCCGGAACAAAGACAAGUACCUUCGGCAGCAGCUCCUGCGAUGGACAACGGAUAUUGAGGAGUCAGCGACAGCGGGACGGGGCUCCGGGCAAAUUCGACGGUGCUACGUCAAGGGAGCCGUGCAGCCGUACAUCGACAGGUUUCUCCAAGAUCGAGUGGAGGAAGCUGGUGGCGUUGGCGGCGAGGUGGACGUCAGCAAGCGAGUGGCACGACUCGAGGCCUGGCAUAGGUGUGUAGAUGCCUUUUCAAAGAAAUCAGUCGAUGUGACAUCCGAUAAGCUACUCGUCAUGGCUCCCCUCGCAUCUGCCAUCAACGAUGGCACUCUGGGCGAGUAUCUCGCGGGAAUUUGGAGCAGUGACAUCGCCUUUGGCCUUGGUUGGUCACGGCCAUACGGUGUCUUACGCCCAGCAACAGAGUACAGAGCUCCAAGCUGGAGCUGGGCCAGCGUAGACGGUACAGUAAUGUCUCGUGCUCUUGGGUGGCCCCAGGAUCUAAUACUGGUAUCUCACCACCUUAAUCUUGCCGAUCCCCAACGCCCAUAUGGCCAUGUCCUGGACGGCUCACACAUCCUCGUGGAAGGCUCCUGCGUUGGACUUAAGACACUUACCCGAAACUUAAGCGGCCACGGCUUGACUUUGGUCCUAGAUCAGUCGCAGAUCUUUGAUUGUUCAUGCUGUAUUCCCAGGUCCGCAGAUACACAAGAAGCGGAUCUGGACAAGUUCGGCAGUGAUAUUGAACACUAUUUCUGUAUGGUUAUACAAGGGGACGCAUGGCGGGAAGAAGAAGGCUGGAAUCCCCAUCGCGGGUUUUGUGAUCUUCUCAUUCUGAAAUCUUUACAUGAAGUGGAGGUUCUCAUGAGGGUAGGAGGCUUGCGAAUUUCUGUUGGAUCAUUGACUGAUCCACAUUCGGAGUUUGAUGCGCUGCCCUGGGAAAGACGCAAGCUGAGACUGGCCUGA